ACUGCGCAUGCGCAGGGGGUGGACUGCCAGGUCGGCUCAGGGAGCCGUGACGAGUCCGGAAGCGCCUGCGCGCGCUCCUCGGUACGCGAACUAGUUUUGUUCCGUGCCCUCUGAACUGGAACCUUUCGGAGAGAACCCCCGGCAGGACCAACCCCGCACCCGCCAGCACCGCGGCAAUGUCCAGCAACAGUUUUUCUUACAAUGAGCAGUCCGGAGGAGGGGAGGCGACGGAGCUGGGUCAGGAGGCGACCUCAACCAUUUCCCCCUCGGGGGCCUUCGGCCUCUUUAGCAGCGAUUUGAAGAAGAAUGAAGAUCUAAAGCAAAUGUUAGAGAGCAACAAAGAUUCUGCUAAAUUGGAUGCUAUGAAGCGGAUUGUUGGGAUGAUUGCAAAAGGGAAAAAUGCAUCUGAACUGUUUCCUGCUGUUGUGAAGAAUGUGGCCAGUAAAAAUAUUGAGAUCAAGAAGUUGGUAUAUGUUUACCUGGUUCGAUAUGCUGAAGAACAGCAGGAUCUUGCCCUCCUGUCCAUAAGCACUUUUCAGCGAGCUCUGAAGGACCCAAACCAACUAAUUCGUGCAAGUGCUUUGAGAGUUCUGUCAAGUAUUAGAGUGCCAAUUAUUGUACCUAUCAUGAUGCUUGCUAUUAAGGAAGCUUCUGCUGACUUAUCACCAUAUGUUAGGAAGAAUGCAGCCCAUGCAAUACAAAAAUUAUACAGCCUUGAUCCAGAGCAGAAGGAAAUGUUAAUUGAAGUAAUUGAAAAACUUCUGAAAGAUAAAAGCACAUUGGUGGCUGGCAGUGUUGUGAUGGCUUUUGAAGAAGUAUGCCCGGACAGAAUAGAUCUGAUUCAUAAGAAUUACCGCAAGCUAUGUAACUUACUAGUGGAUGUUGAAGAGUGGGGGCAGGUUGUCAUAAUCCACAUGCUAACUCGAUAUGCUCGGACACAGUUUGUCAGCCCUUGGAAAGAGGGUGAUGAAUUAGAAGACAAUGAAAAGAAUUUCUAUGAAUCUGAUGAUGAUCAGAAGGAAAAGACUGACAAAAGGAAGAAGCCAUAUACUAUGGAUCCAGAUCAUAGACUCUUAAUUAGAAAUACAAAGCCUUUGCUUCAGAGCAGGAAUGCUGCGGUGGUUAUGGCAGUUGCUCAGCUGUAUUGGCACAUAUCACCAAAAUCUGAAGCUGGCAUAAUUUCUAAAUCACUAGUGCGUUUACUUCGUAGCAAUAGGGAGGUACAGUAUAUUGUCCUACAAAAUAUAGCAACUAUGUCAAUUCAAAGAAAGGGGAUGUUCGAACCUUAUCUGAAGAGUUUCUAUGUUAGGUCAACUGAUCCAACUAUGAUCAAGACACUGAAGCUUGAAAUUUUGACAAACUUGGCAAAUGAAGCCAACAUAUCAACUCUUCUUCGAGAAUUUCAGACCUAUGUGAAAAGCCAGGAUAAACAAUUUGCAGCAGCCACUAUUCAGACUAUAGGCAGAUGUGCAACCAACAUCGUGGAAGUAACUGACACGUGCCUCAAUGGCUUGGUCUGUCUGCUGUCCAACAGGGAUGAAAUAGUUGUUGCUGAAAGUGUGGUUGUUAUAAAGAAAUUACUGCAAAUGCAACCUGUUCAACAUGGUGAAAUUAUUAAACAUAUGGCCAAACUCUUGGACAGUAUCACUGUUCCUGUUGCUAGAGCAAGUAUUCUUUGGCUAAUUGGAGAAAACUGUGAACGAGUUCCUAAAAUUGCCCCUGAUGUUUUGAGGAAGAUGGCUAAAAGCUUCACUAGUGAAGAUGAUCUGGUAAAACUGCAGAUAUUAAAUCUGGGAGCAAAAUUGUAUUUAACCAACUCCAAACAGACAAAAUUGCUUACCCAGUACAUAUUAAAUCUCGGCAAGUAUGAUCAAAACUACGACAUCAGAGACCGUACAAGAUUUAUUAGGCAGCUUAUUGUUCCGAAUGAAAAGAGUGGAGCUUUAAGUAAAUAUGCCAAAAAAAUAUUCCUAGCACAAAAGCCUGCACCACUGCUUGAGUCUCCUUUUAAAGAUAGAGAUCAUUUCCAGCUUGGCACCUUAUCUCAUACUCUCAACAUUAAAGCUACUGGGUACCUGGAAUUAUCUAAUUGGCCAGAGGUGGCGCCCGACCCAUCAGUUCGAAAUGUAGAAGUAAUAGAGUUGGCAAAAGAAUGGACCCCAGCGGGAAAAGCAAAGCAAGAGAAUUCUGCUAAGAAGUUUUAUUCUGAAUCUGAGGAAGAGGAGGACUCUUCUGAUAGUAGCAGUGACAGUGAGAGUGAAUCUGGAAGUGAAAGUGGAGAGCAAGGCGAAAGUGGGGAGGAAGGAGACAGCAAUGAGGACAGCAGUGAGGACUCCUCCAGUGAGCAGGACAGUGAGAGUGGAAGGGAGUCAGGCCUAGAAAACAAAAGAACAGCCAAGAGGAACUCGAAAGCCAAAGGAAAAAGUGAUUCUGAAGAUGGGGAGAAGGAAAAUGAAAAAUCUAAAACUUCAGAUUCUUCAAAUGCCGAAUCUAGUUCAGUAGAAGACAGUUCUUCAGAUUCUGAAUCAGAGUCAGAAUCUGAAAGUGAAUCUGAAUCCAGAAAAGUCACUCAGGAGAAAGAAAAGAAAACAAAACAAGGUAGAACUCCUCUUACCAAAGAUGUUUCACUUCUAGAUUUGGAUGAUUUUAACCCAGUAUCCACUCCAGUUGCACUUCCCAUACCAGCUCUUUCUCCAAGUUUGAUGGCUGAUCUUGAAGGUUUAAACUUGUCAACUUCCUCUUCAGUCAUCAGUGAAAGAAAACCACUGCAUCUAAAGUUGGGCAAAAAACGACCGCCAGUUGACACGGCUGAGUGAAGCAGGACCACAACACUCACUCCCCAAAAGCUAACAAAAUGAUCAAACAAGUAGUGCUAAAAAGAAUGACAACCAGAAGUUCACCAGCAACAAUAAAAUAAGGACAGGAAUAGAACUUUAAACAAAGAAAAUGCUAGAACUCUGAAAAAUGGAACCUGUAGAAAUAAACUGAAUAUUCUGCUGCAGAAUGGUAUGGCUCCUAGUAGCACAUCCAGCCCUCAAAACAGUACUGAGAAAAGAAGAUGAAUCAACCAGAGUUUAAUCUUCUUCAUUAUGUGUCUGAAUUUGGAAAGAAGUGGACGGAAGACAUCAGAGGAAAAUAAGGAAAACCCCUCAAGAAUUACAACUCCCAUAUAAUGCUGUGAGAUCUCAAUAAAUCUAGGAGCUUUUUUGGAUCCUGAAAUGAAGUUCAUAGAUGAUAGAGUACAUCUAUAAUUUUAAAGUCAACAUGUUGUCCUAGUUGAAUAGAAAAAAUAAAAGUAACAUAUAAUAAACUAGUAUUUUCAAUGAUAUGUAACUGUUUGUCCAUGACUACACUAGAAGUAGUUAAAUGAUGCUGGCACUCUUAUAUAGAACUCAUGAAUGUGAGAACUAUAUGUGCAGAUUUAUAUAGGUGUGUUGUUCGGCAACUCAAAUGCUAUGGGUUGCGGUAUUGCCAUCAGUGACAUAGUUUUCCAAACACUGAACAGUUUUUCUGCACCAAAGUAGUUGCAUUCCUGGAAAACUGAACCUGUUAAAAUCUUGCCAAAGAGAAGAAAAACUUCGUAUUUUGUGUGAAAUGUUCUAGGAUCAAGUAAUUUUAAGCAUGUUUUCACCUCACGAAUGUUUAACAAGACAUUUGAAUGUUAAUAGUUUCAUUUUCUCAUAGUAGGAAACAGAGCUUUUGUGAGGGACAUGGUACAGUCUGUAUCGUCAGGAUCUGCCCUAUUCAUUACCACGAACAUCUAGCAUUCCUGGCCUUCACUCCUUAAAGCUAGCGGCAUCCUUUACUGUCCCUCCCUCCAGUCGUGUCCUAGCUGCAAACGUCAAAGCAUUAUGUAGCGGUGAGAAGCACAGGCUCUUGAUUCAGACUCCCUGUGUUCAAAUCAGAGUUCUGCACUUUACAAAUUAGAGACUUUGGGCAAGUCAGUUCCCCUUCCAGUGCCUCUAUUGUUUUCAUCUGUAAAAUGAUCAUGCUACCUACCUCAUAGGAUUGUUGUUGGUAUUAAAUGAUUAACAAACAUGAAAUGUUUUUAACAGUAACUGAUACGUACUAAUAACUAAAUAUUUCCUGUUAUCAUUUUCAUUACAUGUAUAUCAUUAGUGCAACUUUAUAAAGGAAAUGAACUGUGAC
Molecule: messenger RNA, 4149 nt
Organism: Cercocebus atys (sooty mangabey)
Lineage: Eukaryota; Metazoa; Chordata; Mammalia; Primates; Cercopithecidae
Gene: AP3B1
Product: adaptor-related protein complex 3, beta 1 subunit
Exons: 23
Coding region: 177-2816 (879 amino acids)
Biological process (GO): vesicle-mediated transport; intracellular protein transport; anterograde synaptic vesicle transport
Cellular component (GO): membrane coat; AP-3 adaptor complex; clathrin adaptor complex
Source: RefSeq, a predicted model, not a curated record